Messenger RNA from Polyodon spathula (Mississippi paddlefish), 2499 nucleotides. RefSeq names its product nucleolysin TIAR. The record is from RefSeq and is a predicted model, not a curated record. Lineage: Eukaryota; Metazoa; Chordata; Actinopteri; Acipenseriformes; Polyodontidae. Gene Ontology annotation, molecular function: mRNA binding; DNA binding. Bases 90 to 1451 code for a protein of 453 amino acids. Gene Ontology annotation, cellular component: cytosol. The transcript is spliced from 13 exons.
CUGAUACAUUUUUGUCUAUUUACACCUAAAAACGUUAACAUUUUAAUUUGGUGACUUGUCAUACGUUUCCGUUCCUAGUUUUGUGGGGAAUGGCAAUGCGCAUGUGCAGGCCUGGGUUUCCUGGCUCGCCGGUUUCCGCCAUUUUCUGCCUUUUACCAGAGAAAGAAAUUCGCUGGAGUCAGUUUGUACAGCACCAAAGUACGCAGGGGUUGCACAGUAAUAACAGGCCGGUAUACCAGAACAUGGAUGACGACAGCUACCCCAAGACCCUCUAUGUAGGUAACCUGUCCAGAGACGUGACAGAAGUCUUAAUUCUUCAGUUGUUUAGUCAGAUUGGACCAUGCAAGAGCUGUAAAAUGAUUACAGAGCAACCAGAUAGCAGAAGGGUCAACGCUACUGUUGGAUUUUCUGUUUUGCAGCAAACAAGCAAUGAUCCCUAUUGCUUUGUGGAGUUCUACGAACACAGGGAUGCUGCUGCUGCACUGGCGGCAAUGAAUGGCAGGAAGAUAAUGGGAAAGGAGGUCAAGGUAAAUUGGGCAACAACUCCAAGUAGCCAGAAGAAAGACACGUCCAAUCACUUCCAUGUCUUUGUGGGAGAUUUGAGCCCGGAGAUAACUACAGAAGAUAUCAAAGCUGCUUUUGCUCCUUUUGGUAAAAUCUCGGAUGCUCGUGUUGUGAAGGACAUGACAACAGGGAAAUCAAAGGGCUAUGGAUUUGUGUCUUUCUACAACAAACUGGAUGCAGAAAAUGCAAUUGUACACAUGGGUGGACAGUGGUUGGGAGGUCGACAGAUUCGGACUAACUGGGCUACUCGUAAGCCACCUGCACCAAAGAAUGUCCAAGAAAACAGCUCUAAGCAAUUGAGAUUUGAAGAUGUUGUGAAUCAGUCGAGCCCCCAGAAUUGCACUGUCUACUGUGGAGGCAUUCAGUCAGGAUUAACAGAGCAACUAAUGCGUCAGACUUUCUCACCAUUUGGACAAAUAAUGGAAAUCCGAGUUUUCCCUGAAAAAGGGUAUUCAUUUAUCAGGUUUUCUUCACAUGAAAGUGCAGCUCAUGCCAUUGUUUCAGUUAACGGGACUAGCAUUGAAGGCCACGUUGUGAAGUGUUAUUGGGGUAAAGAAUCACCCGACAUGACAAAAAACUUUCCACAGAUGGAGUAUGGCCAGUGGGGGCAGUGGAGUCAGAUGUAUGGAAACCCACAGCAGUAUGGACAGUACAUGGCUAAUGGCUGGCAGAUGCAAUCGUAUGGCAUGUAUGGCCAGGCAUGGAAUCAACAAGGUUUUGGUGUUGAGGAUUCGCUGUUGGCGGCGGCAGCACAGAACAUAUCAAGGCAGUCUCAAUCCCCAGCCUGGGUGGGAGGUUUUGGUGCUCAGCCGGCGCAAGGACAGGGGGCUCCUGCUGUAAUGCCAAACCAAGCGGGCUUUGGGAUGGCAGGUUAUCAGACACAGUGAGCUGGAACUCUCCAUAAAUAUACUUGUUAAAAAAAAUCAGUUAAAUAAGGUUCAACCUUUAAUUUGAGAAUGUAAAGAGACGAGCAUGUUUACACCUGGAAAGUAGAAUAUUUAUUUUAAAUCUGAAAACUAGCUUUUGGUGGAGAAAAGAAAUGUCUCUAGAUUUUGUUUUUUUUAAAGGGGGCGGGGUGGGAUUUUUUAUUUUUUUUUGCUUUUCUCUCGGAGAGUACAUUGUUUUCAUGUGUAAGAAAGAAAAAAAAAAUAGUUGACAAAGGACUUUUUGAAAUUCUUCUCUGAAUUUUCACGCUACGAUGCAGUAGAGCAGAAACCGCAACCUAAAUUGGACAAUCUUUAGUUUAUCAUUCUACAUUGCUGGCAACAAAGAUGCACAUUGUAAAGGGAUUUUCAAAAUAUACAAUAUGUAUGUCAUCACUGUAAAGGGUGUUUUGCAAAAGGUAGUGUUUUAAAUUCAUUUUAAAUUUCGAUUUUUAACCUGUGGACCAAUUCCUGCUGAAAUGUAUUAUUCUUCUGGCUCUAAAUGGCCUUUCACCGCAUCUUAUGAAUUUCUAGUGUAUAAAAACCGUAAAAAAUUGUUUACAGAUUCACUAGCAUAUAGAACUGGUGACGUCUAAAUCUUGCUUGUUAUGUGAAGUGCUUGAUUGGAAACAGUCUGCUAAGUUAUUGUAAAUCCUGUUUAGUUUGCAGGGGCCAGAAGUCCAAAAGCUUGUAUAUCAAACUGCAAUUAUUUUUUGGAACUUUUGGAAUUUCAGUUUACUAUUGUUCUGUUGCAUACAUGCAGCAAUAUAUAUAUAAAUAUAUUUUUAAAUUAAGCUUUUACCCUAGCUAUAUUUACAUAUAUUCUUUAUCACCAAGCUUGUUUCUUUUGCAGCCUCUUUCUUCUAGUAAAUCCCCUUUCUUUGAUGCUGUAAUAUAAAUAUGGCAUAUACAUAAUUUCUUGCACAAACAUGUAAUAGGUAAUCGGGGUUGAAUGCUACACGUGUAAAUAAACUUUGAUAACUUAGUACCAAUAGUUUUUAAAGCAUGCUUU